Molecule: messenger RNA, 1240 nt
Organism: Phytophthora nicotianae INRA-310
Lineage: Eukaryota; Oomycota; Peronosporomycetes; Peronosporales; Peronosporaceae
Exons: 2
Coding region: 61-1086 (341 amino acids)
Biological process (GO): spliceosomal snRNP assembly
Cellular component (GO): SMN complex
Molecular function (GO): protein binding; RNA binding
Source: RefSeq, a predicted model, not a curated record
CACAUACGCCAAGUCCGCGUCCCCUUCCCCAACAGCUCCACUAGCAGUAACGUCUCGGCCAUGAGCUCUCCAGCGGCGUCUCCUCCUUCACCGGCAGCGCUGCGUCAGAUCCCGAUCGUGUGUCCGGGCCACUCUCGUCCCCUGGCAGAGCUGCACUAUAGUCGCAGUAACCUGCUGAUCUCGGCAUGUCACGACAAGCUUCCCAUGUUGCGGCACGGCGACUCCGGUGACUGGAUCGGCACGUUCGAGGGCCACAAGGGUGCGGUGUGGAGCGCCAAACUGGACAACGAGGCCGAGUUCGCAGCCACAGGCAGUGCUGACUUUUCGGUUAAGAUCUGGGACGCACUUACCGGCGAUGUGGUCACGACACUCGAGCACAAGCACGUGGUCAAGAGCGUUGCUUUCACGGCGGACGGCGCACGGCUGCUCACUGCGGGCCACGAAAAGAUUCUCCGGGUUUUCGAUAUAUUGGGCGUUAAGGAGCAGCUGCAGACCUACAAGGCUGACGGACGUACAGGCAUCGUGGUGCUGCCGCCGCCGCCUCUUGCAGAGAUGUCCACGGCCCAGCAGAUCCGCAAGGUUGUUGUACUUAGCGACCGGCUGGCAGCUACGGGCGAAGUGGACGGCACGGUCACCAUUUGGGAUCUAGAUGCGUACACGCAGACGCGACAGUUCAAGGUGGACGCAGACGUCAUGGACAUGGAAGCGUCCAGGGACGGACAGGUGCUCACAGUCGCGGCCGGCAAACAGGUGUAUUUCUACGACGUUAACAAGGAUUUUGCACUGCUGCAUGCGUUCCCGAUGCCCAUUUCGUUCGCAGAGGAAGGAGGCGCGUCGCUGCAUCCAACGGAGAACAAGUUUGUGGCUGGUGGCUCGGACACGUGGGUGCGCGUCUUUGACUUUAAGACAGGAGAGCUAUUGGAGACGCACAAGGGACACCACGGACCCGUGAGAUGUCUGCGCUACUCGCCCUCGGGUGACUCAUUCGCGACGGGCUCGGAAGACGGCACGAUCCGCAUCUGGCAGAAUGACUCCAAGUCUGCGGCUGCUACGUCCGUCGCGGACACGACCGUGAGCUCGAGUUAAAACAAAGCAGCGCGAUCUUCUGGUACUGCGGGCUCGUGAAGAUGCAGAGGCAGAAACGUUAGAGAAGGCAAAGAGCAUGUACGAAAACGCGAUCAGAAAAAGCAGGAAAUAAAGUGUGAAAAAAACGACUCGAUGUGUAGAUGGCAGGCUCAAA